UGUGUACCAGUACCAGGCCGUGGCUUUCGCCUGGGUCAGUACUGCUGCCGCUGUCAAGAGGGCUUCUACAACCCGGAGCUAAUUCCUCUGGACUCAGAUGGCGGCCCUGUGAACCGGAGUGAAGGCGGCGAUAUGUGUUACCCGAACAUGCCCAUCUGUCUCCCGUGCUGGCCGGGCUGUAAGAGCUGUGAGGAUGGCACCCCCUGCUGGGUGCAGGAGGACUGGCUUCUCAGGGCCGCUGUGCUGGCCAUCCAGGGGGUCUUCAUGCUCCUCAUCUUCGUCAGCAUGCUGGCGGCCUACAGGCAUCGUCGAAACCGGAGGAUCCGAGCGUCCGGCCUCCUCCUGCUGGAGAUGAUCUUGUUCGGCUCUCUGCUCCUCUACUUCCCGGUUUUCAUCCUUUACUUCAAGCCGAGCACCUUCAGGUGUAUCCUGCUCCGCUGGGUCCGAAUGCUCGGCUUCUCCAUCGUCUAUGGCAUCGUCACUCUGAAGAUGUACAGGGUGCUGAAGGUGUUCCUCUCACGCACGGCCCAGAGGGUGCCCUACAUGUCCAGCCUCCACCUGCUGAGGAUUCUGGGAGUGAUGCUGAUGACGGUCAGCUGGUUCCUGUGUGCGUGGACGGUGGGCGUCCUCCAGAACCGCGACAGGAACAUCCCGGUGUUCGUCACGACCAACACGACAGACGGACAGGGCUUCAACUUGUGUUACCUGGACCGCUGGGACUACAUGAUGGCUGUGGCUGAGCUUCUGUUCCUGUGCUGGGGGAGCUCCCUGUGGACCGCCGUCAGGCCGGUGCCCUCGGCCUUCCACGAGCCUCGCUACAUGGGCAUCGCCAUCCACAACGAGCUGCUCCUCUCCUCCAUGUUCCACCUGUUGCGGUUCACCUUCCCCUCUCUCCAUCCUGACUGGAUGCUGCUGCUCUCCUUCACACACACUCAUGUCACCAUCACUGUGACGCUCGCCCUGCUCUUCAUUCCCAAGUUUCUUCACGUGUCCAAGCCGGGGAGGGAGGAGAUCGCAGCAGAGGUGUAUGAAGAUGAAGUGGACCUGCGGCGCUCUGGCUCGUACCUGAACAGCAGUUUUCACUCUGCUUGGAGUGAGCACAGUGUCGACCCAGAAGACUUUCGGGAUGAACUGAAGAAGUUAUAUGCCCAGUUAGAAGUCCACAAGACGAAGAAGAUGACCGCAAACAACCCCCAUCUCUCAAAGAAGCGGAGUUCUAGAUGUGCACUUGGGAGGUCCAUUAUUAAACGCAUCGCUGAGAUCCCAGAAUCCAUGAGCCGACAGUGCAGCCGCGAGGAGAAAGAUGGAUCCUUCCACAGUAGAACUGUGAACAUGUCUGACUAUUCCAGGCGGACCCCAGAUACCGUCAGUAUCAGUUACAAAAGUUCUAUGAAAUCUCCAUCACCAUCGCCGUCUAUGCGCAAGUCCCAAAGUGAACAUCACUAUGUCCGAGAACGAGACUCUUCCAAGCGUGACUCGAUGUUAAAGGCCCACGUUGUGAAGACACCCUCCCAGAGAUCUCAGACAGACUCCUUAGAUAUUCCACCAGGGGUCUGUAAGUCCGCCAGCGCCCAGAAUCUGACUAUUGAUAUCAAUCUCCUGCAUCCUGAUCACACUAGACUCCAUAAGUCCUGGAGUCUCACCUCCACUACCGCACAUUCUAUGGAAAAUAUACCAAAGGUCAACAGAGCCAGCACAGUGCUGACAAGGUCCCGGCAGAGCAUUUCCAUCAGUGACCAGACCAGGAGCGCUCUACAGUCAGAGUCCUUUGACAAGGCUGAGGUCUGUCCUUGGGACGUGGAGCAAGAACCAACAGGCGAUAGGAAUCAGAAGCAUGUCACCUAUGCAAACUCUGAGGACAAUGAGGAAAGGCCAGCAUCUCCACAGGCACUUGUCUGUCCCUGGGACCAUUUACCACCCGUCCAAAAGACUCCUUCUGAGGACAAAAGACUUGAAGGUGAAACUGAGUCGCCCAAACCACAAGCUCCCGUUUCUGCAAGCGCGCCAGGGUCUCCAAGACCAAAGGUCACCAAAGAUCAGCGCGUCUUUUCCUUCCGCACCACCACCAGUAAGUGGCUCUCUGUGAAAUCAGUCAUGGGGUCCAUGGAUGCAGGAAGCAGAUCCAGUAAGGACGGAAAUUUCAAUCGAGAGGAUUCUGUCUCACAAAAAAGCCAGGAAAGUGCUUCUACAACACCGAGAUCACAAACAUCUAGCAGGCGCCCAAGCAUGGAAAAGAGGUCACUGCAGAAAAGGAGUAUGACAACAUCAGAAGGAAAACCAUGUCUUGUAAAGCAGAACGCAAUCAGGCUGUCCUCUGGGGAUUCCUCGGACAGAAGCCCAAGAAAGUUUGUGAUUGUAAAAUCUGCUGUGUACCCAUGGGACAUAGAUGAUAUGCAAAAAGACGGAACCUAUGAUAAUGUGUUUCUAUCGAGGCAGAACAGCAAACGUAGUAGUAUCAGUUCCUGGGACACUGCUAGCAGCUCAAGAACUCCUUCAACUCGCAGAAGAGGGAGUUAUAGAAUUACACCGGUCCGUAAUGUUUCUCAUGCAGAUGUGUGUCCAUGGGAGGGAGCUGGUACUUUGCAGCAAGAAGGACCAAAGAAGCAGCAGAGCAUUAAAGCAGAUGUCUGCCCCUGGGAAUCACAGGUAUCUGAAGUAUCAAAUGUUUGUCCAUGGGAAUCGCAAGAGCAAGGGAAUGUGAGAAGACAAGGAAGUGGUCGUGGGGAAGUGCGUCCUUGGGAAUCUGCAGAUAUUCCAGUUGUUUCUCAUGCUACUCUGUCCAAAGAUUCACAGAGACAACAGUCUUUAAAACCUGCAGCAGAUAUAUGUCCGUGGGAGACGGCAGAAACUCCCCAACCCUCAGUAAGACAAGAUAAUGAAUAUGUUAAUAUUUGUCCUUGGGAUAUUCAGGACAAGACUGAAGUUGUAUAUGAAAAUCUAAAUCCUUUGGAGACCAAGGGAACGUUGACAGUUCCCAAUCAACAAGAGGUGAUGAAACCUGCCACGUAUCCUGGUGCAUCAAAAGAAAUGGUAAAUAAUGAGCAACCACUGGAAACAAAAUCAGCUCUUCAUGAUUGGGGUAAACAAGUGACCAAGACAUCGGACAGUUGUCCAUGGGAAUUCCCUGAUCCUCCUAAAAUUGUGGAAGUUAUUUGUCCCUGGGAUGAGGGAAGUGCAGAGUCAACAAACACAGACUCAACUUCACAGAUGACCAUCAAGGUAGAUGUUUGUCCCUGGGAAACAGGAACCCAAGACGGACCAGGAGACUCACAAGAGGGCACUGAGGGAAAAGACAACACAAGAGUAAAUGUAUGUCCCUGGGACACUGAGCCCCCUGAAGGAAAUGCAGCUACCAAGAUGGCAUCACAAGGGCUGGAAAUACAAACAAAUGUUUGUCCAUGGGAAAUUACAGGACAAGAGUCAGGAAAGCCAGAGACCCACAAAAUAUCUGACAGUCAUGUAAGACAAGACACAGCAGAUGUUUGUCCAUGGGACACAGAAGAACCAAAGGUUCUCAAAAAGCAAGACAGCACCCGGGCAGAUGUUUGUCCGUGGGACACAGAAGAACCAAAG
Paralichthys olivaceus (Japanese flounder) is the source of this 3573-nucleotide messenger RNA. Lineage: Eukaryota; Metazoa; Chordata; Actinopteri; Pleuronectiformes; Paralichthyidae. The record is from RefSeq and is a predicted model, not a curated record.